UUUCCUCCGCUGACAAUGCAUCGCCUGCCGAAAUGCCUUCCCCACAGGACCACAGCGGGAAACAGAAUCACCUUCCCGUGCCUGCCUCUAAAUAAUCACCAUUCAAAGCAAGCCGACCGGCUGUUUCCUUGCCAGGCUUCUGCCUUUACUGCGCCAAACCCGGAGGGGCGCGCCGCAUUACUAAAGCAACUUGAUCCCACUCUUUGGAUCGCGGCUGGUGAAAGGCGGAGGGGGAGGAAAGGGAUCGGAUUGGACCACCUUUCUACGUUGGGAAGAAUCUUCCAUUACUAUUGCGGGACUAGCCGGUCGGGAGCAAAUACUUGUAGCUCCGCCUGCUUACGUCUCGUCUUUCGCAUUCGCCUCCGUCACGGCAAGGGAAGGCGAGGCCGGUGGUGGGGAGGUUGCGCCCUUCUUUUCGCGCGGAAGCGUUGCAGGAGGCUGGUUUUUGAGGUAGUGAGUGUCAUCUUGAAAAUGGAUCCUUCCGAAGAAGACUACCCCACAGAGAUUCAUGAUUACCUUUUAGCAUUUGAAACAGCUGUUGGUUCAGUAGAUGCCGUGUUGAAGACAAUGAUGUCCAUAUCCAGAAACGAACUCCUCCAGAAGCUAGAUCCUCUUGAACAAGCCAAAAUAGAUUUGGUCUCUGCUUAUACAUUGAAUUCAAUGUUUUGGGUGUACCUUGCUACACAAGGAAUAAAUCCAAAGGAACAUCCAGUCAAACAGGAAUUGGAGAGAAUAAGGACAUACAUGAACAAAGUAAAAGAGAUUGAAGAAAGGAAAAAAGCUGCCAAACUGGAUAAAGGCGCGGCAGCGAGAUUUUUACGAAAUGCACUCUACGAACCAAAAACUCAAAGCAAAUCUGCAAAGAAAAGUCUCAUUCCAGCCAAAAAGAAAAAAACACAUUAGAAUCUCCCUGUUUGAUAUCAAUUAGAAUUAUUUUAAUAAAGUUUUAUAUGUAAUAAAA
Messenger RNA from Pantherophis guttatus, 961 nucleotides. It is a transcript of the gene C1D, whose product is annotated as C1D nuclear receptor corepressor. The record is from RefSeq and is a predicted model, not a curated record. Gene Ontology annotation, molecular function: RNA binding; DNA binding. Gene Ontology annotation, cellular component: nucleolus; exosome (RNase complex). Gene Ontology annotation, biological process: maturation of 5.8S rRNA; regulation of gene expression. Lineage: Eukaryota; Metazoa; Chordata; Lepidosauria; Squamata; Colubridae.